GCAGAGAUGAAACAGCUGCAGUGGGUUUGAUAAAAUAAGCAUAGAAAUGAUGCGAGAAUGGCGUCAGAUCUGACGUGCUGAUGAUAACAGUGUGUUGUUGUUGUCUGUGGCUGCGGCUGAACUGACAGACAGACUGGCUGGCUGGCUGCCUGGCUGGCGAUGGCUCAUUGAGGUAGGUGUGUAUCUGAUGGUGCAAUAAGUGGUGACAUGGUCGAGUCGAUAUAUCCAAGGUAUAUACAUAGAAAGACAUUCGUUUAUACUAUAUUCCCCAUACUCAUCUACGACCAUGACUGCUCUCGCGCAUCAGCUCCAACCGUUUUCACGUAAACAGGACCAGAACAGCUGGGAUAGCAUCCAGUGUCCUGCACCUUCAUCGCUAUACCCUUCUCAGUAUGACUCCCAGCAUAACGACUCAAUCUCCUUCCAGUGCCCCUUCUCUACUUUGAGUUCUGUAGCCUCCAGGGAGCAUCACGCAGUGGUCCUCCCAACAUCUCAUCCCAUCGUCUCAAGAUCUAUAUCUCCCCUGUCACGUCCAUCCUAUCGUCAGCAAGAGGUCUCUUCAGGCUCUUCAGGCGUCAAAAAUGCUUCUUAUAUUUUGCCUGUCUUGCCAAACUUGAUCGAACCGAGGCGAGAAGAAGAACAUCUAGUCACACAAGGGAACUUUUCGCAUCUCUACUCGGACGACCUCGACCGACCAUCUAUGAUACUACAACAGACCCUCGAGGGAUUCAGAGCUAGUUCGUCGAGGUAUGCCACAGAGAGAUAUGAUAUUGCAUUCAACUGGACGGAUCUGGAAGGUCUGCCCCUGGACAUGCACAGAGAAUGGUACUGCGUUGUAUUCCGCUCCAAGCGGAAGGCAAGCUCCUCCAAUCUCUCGCUAUAUUCCGCGGAUAGAGCAGCGCAUUACGAAGCCAUCGAGGGAGGAGGAUUGAUCAUGUAUUGGUAUGGCGAACCAGAUGAUCAAGGUCAAAAUCUGGCGACUUGCGUGUGGCAGAGCCGACAGCAAGCGCUGGAAGGCACCAAAGGACCAAGACAUAUACAUGCCAUGCGACAGGCUGCAAAAGCUUAUGAGAGCUUUACUUUGGAGCGCUGGGUUUUGAGGAAAGAGAGAGGGAAACUCAGAUUAAGCCUGGUACCGUGGAUCGACGGCGAGGUGAAUCUAGGCAGCUCGGUCCAACGAGGUCGUUCACGAGAGACGAAGAAGUUGAGUUUAUGAGAAGCGGUAACGAUGGUGCUUUGAUUGAUAUGAGGUUC
Messenger RNA from Kockovaella imperatae, 1254 nucleotides. RefSeq lists its product as hypothetical. The record is from RefSeq and is a predicted model, not a curated record. The coding region runs from base 287 to 1216 and encodes 309 amino acids. The transcript is spliced from 3 exons. Lineage: Eukaryota; Fungi; Basidiomycota; Tremellomycetes; Tremellales; Cuniculitremaceae.